This is a messenger RNA of Penicillium paradoxum, 1881 nucleotides long. RefSeq lists its product as uncharacterized. Lineage: Eukaryota; Fungi; Ascomycota; Eurotiomycetes; Eurotiales; Aspergillaceae. Gene Ontology annotation, cellular component: nucleus. The record is from RefSeq and is a predicted model, not a curated record. Gene Ontology annotation, molecular function: DNA-binding transcription factor activity, RNA polymerase II-specific; DNA binding; zinc ion binding. Gene Ontology annotation, biological process: regulation of DNA-templated transcription; DNA-templated transcription. The transcript is spliced from 5 exons. The annotation marks the transcript as partial.
AUGUCGAGACAACAGUCGGGACUGGCAUGUGAGGAAUGCCGCAGACGAAAGGCACGCUGUGAUCGAAUGCGCCCACAGUGCGGUAUCUGCGUCGAGACUGGCAGAACAUGCAUUGUGGUGAGCAAGAGAUCUCCAAGGGGACCGAAAAAAGGUCAAUUGAAGGACUUGUGGUCCAGAGUGAGCAAGUCAGACCUAUUUUCGGCAAUGCUAGAGCAACGAUUGACCGACAACGGCGUCUCUGAGGUCGACCUCUCACUGGAGUCCAAUGAAGCAAACCCAGAGCGAGACACGUCGGAAGAGUUGGGGUUGUACGAAGACAUCGUGAUGGGUAUGAAUACGGAAACGUUACAAAUGUCGGAUAUCACUCCCAGUGAAAUACCUCCAGGGUUAGAUUGGCCAUUUGGAUUGAAUGAUGGCGGUGGUAAGGAGUGGCCGGGGUUGGGGGAUGUAGGCGUGGUGCCCAAUAUGAGCAACAUGACACUCCCAAUAACGGCCAUCUCGACAUCCCACACUGCAAUGUCGAUAUCUGGAUGUGAUGGAGAGCUAGAGAUGUCCGAUCUCACGCAAGCGGAUCUGGAUCUUCUAUACUUCGAACGAGUUCAUUCAAUCGCUCCCAUGAUCCAUAAACAACGCUAUUUUGCAUGGGCUAGCGACCCCAGCGUCUCACCUGCCCGUUGCUGCCUACGCUCUGCAAUGAGAACCGUCGCUGCUGCAAUGUCAUCUCAGUUUUGCAUGUUCACAGAUGCCCUUUACGCCAGAACUCGCCGCCUACUCGAGGCACCAAGCGUCGGUGAUACCGGCUUGCCUUGGAUGACUCGAACCAGAGACCCCCAUGGCCUAGUCGAGCACGAGCGCAUCCAAGCCUGGCUUUUGCUCUCCUAUUGCGAGUUUCUACGAAAGCCAGAGCAACAGGCCCAUCUCACAGCCGAACGCACUUUGCGGCUUCUGCAGCUGUCGCGCCUAGCUGAUCUGGAUGUUCACGAUGGCAAUGGCUCAGCCAUUGGGCACUCAACUUCUUGUUCCCCAAAGUUCUCGCCUGUUCCACAAUUAUUAGCAGAUGAGGCCUGGGUAGAGACCGAAGAAAAGCGACGAACACUUUGGGCGGCAUUUGUACUCGACCGGUUAGCUAGCAUGCUGAACGACCGCCCGGUAAUGCUACACGAAGAGAUAAUCUGCACUCGCCUGCCAAUGCCAGAGGAAGAUUUUCAAACUGGCCACCAGCCUACCCGCAUGGGAUUUCUGCUCGAGACCAUGAGCAACGCCGAGGAUUGCGCAUCCCUACCUUCCUUUGCCAAAUGUGUCAUUCUGGCGAAUCUUUUUGGACGAUGCGUGGCACACCGCCGCCUAGCCCAGUCGGUUCCUCUCUGUGCCUCCGAGACAGAAUCAAAAGACUUCUGGAUGCGACACGAGUCACUCGCAGCAGUAGCGGCGGUGAUAACACAGGCGAGACCGAUAUCCCCGGUGAACAAUGUUGGCGUGUCUUCAACCCCAAAAUGUGACCCUAUGGAUGCCUUCAAUCGGAUCCUGACGUGCAAUGCAUAUAUAUCGCUCAGUGAAACGGCCGAAGAAAAGCCGCGGCGAACGAUUGAGGACCAGAUGCAAGCUUUGAAAUAUAAACAGCUUGCAUAUCAAGUCGCGCUGGACGCAGUUGCGCUUAUUCAAAACGCACCUCGGAUUGCUUUCUUAAAGAACCAUCCCUUCCUUCCAAACGCAAUAUCGCUGCUUGUCAAAUUUCUCAACGCCACAGCGCCCCAUCCUACCAGCACGGACCAAAUGGAAUAUGGCGGCGUUAACAGCUUACUUGUAGCUUUGGGAUAUCUCAGCGAUGUCAAUAAUCUGGCACGGGAGGUUUUGUUAAAACUGAAUGUCGAUCUGGGAGCU